CCGAUGCCGAAAGCCGUGUGAGGUCUCUUACAGCCAAGUUAGUUUCAAUGAACCCCUAAAUCAUAUACACCAUUUUUUUUUCCUUUUAGUUUUGUGAAGAAAAUCAUUUAUUGUUAAAUAUUAGUUAGGCAGCUCAUUCUAAAUUAGCCCCUUGGGCAUAAUUUUAACCACUAAGGGGGGUAUUAUUCAUAUAUGUUUCAAUGAAUUUGGACUCAAUGGAAGGUGGAAGUUUAAUCAAUGUCAGCAAGGUUGUACUAAAUGCCAUCCCAGGAAAAAACAUCAAACCAAUCUCAAAUGAGGUUGAAAUGGGAAGCCAGGAAUACGAACUGGGAGUGGGAGUGAAGGUUGUAGCAGACAAAUCAGUGGUGUGCCAUAAGCAGAAGUACCCAUAUGCUGUGUUUUACCGCCAUGCAAUCCACAAGACAAGGGUUUACACGCUUCCAUUUGUGGGAACCGAGGAUGGGACCAAAGCUGAAAUUGUGGCUUCUUGCCAUAUCGAUACGUUGGCUUGGAACCCGAAGCAUGUCGCCUUUCAAGUUCUGAAAGUUAAACCAGGAACUGUCCCUGUUUGCCAUUUCCUUCCCCGUGAUGAUCUCAUUUGGAUUCCUAAAUAGAUAGAAAUCUGGAAAAAAAAAACUAAGCCUCAAGCCCCAGUUGCACAAUUGCAUCUUGUAUUUUCUAAUAUCCAUAUCUUGUGUGCUUUGAAUAAGCGCUGGUUCAAGGAAUGUAUGCAUGUUUAUGGGUACCAUUUGCAACAUAAUUCUGUUAGGAUUAUCGUCUUGGUUUUUAUCAUAUCACGUACUUCAUCAUUGAUUAGAACAUGUAAAAUCAUCCGAACUUGUGCCUUAAAAGCAAACAGGACUCCAUGAGUUGUUCGGCCA
Molecule: messenger RNA, 881 nt
Organism: Vitis riparia (riverbank grape)
Lineage: Eukaryota; Viridiplantae; Streptophyta; Magnoliopsida; Vitales; Vitaceae
Product: BURP domain protein RD22-like
Exons: 2
Coding region: 201-614 (137 amino acids)
Source: RefSeq, a predicted model, not a curated record